CGUCUCCUGGGCAAAAGCAGUCUUCAUCCCACCUUUGUUUGUCGCUCUGCAAACACUUUUUCCGUGUGAAUUCUCUCUGUUCUCGCAAGAGGAAAACUUCCAACCAACUUCCGAUGGUUAACGCAGUGAAAGUCUUCAAGAAAACCGCUCCCAAUGGUAAGAUUACCGUCUACCUAGGUCGAAGAGACUUCGUUGACAACACCGUCUCCACUGAGCCCGUUGAUGGCGUCGUAGUCUGCGAUAAUGACUACCUCCGAGGGAGGAAGAUCUUCGCUACCGUUACGGUCACGUACCGUUUCGGUCGCGAGGAGGAUGAGGUCAUGGGCCUGCACUUCAGCAAGGAACUGCAGCUGACCAACCAGCAGAUCUACCCUUGCCAAGACAAGCCCGAGCUGACCGCUGUCCAGGAUAGGCUGGUGAAGAAACUCGGAGGCAAUGCCUACCCCUUCGCUGUCACCAUCCCCCAGAGCGCUCCCGCCUCUGCUCAGAUCAAUACGGGCAAGGAGCACUCCAACAAGCCCCUGGGUAUCAUCUACGAGCUGAAGGUCUUCGUCGCCGACAACGGAAACGACAAGCCCCACAAGAGGAACUCCGUCACCCUGGCCGUCAGGAAGGUCCAAUUCGCCCCCCUGGACCGCACCCAGCGCCAUCCCAGCACCAUGGUGUCCAAGGGCUUUGCCUUGUCCACCGGCAAGAUCAACAUGGAGGUCAAUCUCGAGAGGGACGUCUACUACCACGGGGAGACCAUUAUCCCCAUGAUUGGCAUCAGCAACUGCAGCAGGAAGACCGUUAAGAGCAUCAAGUGCUCCAUCGUCCAGCAUGUGGAGCUCACCAUGACCAACAACCACUUCACCCGUGAGGUGGCUGCUCUGGAAUCCAUGGAGGGAUGUCCCAUCACUCCUGGAGCAAAUCUCCAGAAGUCCUUCAGCCUUGUUCCUCUGGCUUCCACCAACCAAAACAAGUACGGUAUUGCCCUUGAUGGCAAACUGAAGGACAGCGAUGCCAACCUGGCCUCCUCCACCAUUGCUGCCGAGGGUGCCAACCCCAACGAUGCCACUGGUAUCGUCGUGAGCUACUCCGCCCGCGUUCGCCUCAACUGCGGUGCCCUGGGCGGUGAGCUCAUGGCUGACCUGCCAUUCAAGCUCCUGCACCCAACCCCAGGCUCUAUGGUACCCAAGGAGAAAGGGGAUGGCGAUGACAUUGUCUUCGAGGACUUCGCCCGUCUGCGCCGCGGCAUGAGCGUCGACCAGCCAUAGAUCCUCCUCAACUGGUCGUAAGGCAGAUCACCUCCCCAGCUCUUGUUUCCCGCGCGCAGAUGCAUCUACUAGUCCCAAGCCUCUGCCGUCACCUCCUAUUAACAAGUCCAUCUCUUCCUCCUCCUCCCGCAAGCCCUUGGUCAUUUCAACCAACCUGGAAUUGGCAGACGAACCAAUCGAACAACAGCUUUAAUGCCGCCAUCUCCUGUCUGUGACCAUCCUAACAAUUCACCUUUUGCGAACGAACGAAGUGUGGGAUUUCAAACUUUUUUCCGAAACGACGUCGAAACUUCAGAUGAUUUUUUUCCUUCUUCUUCUUCUUCUUAGUCACUUACAUCUUCUUGAUUUGUCUUUUUUUUUCUUUAUCUUUUUCCAUAUGGUCGUCGCUGCUGUUGUCGUUUCAGGAGGCGACUGCUCGGGUCUAGCAGCUGCCCGAACGCUAUCACAGUGGUAAGCAUAGACGAGGUUACUCCAUAAUAAUAUUUAGUUCAAAGAAGAAUUUACUGUUAAACUAGAAUCAGCUGUAACGCAGCAGCAGCGACGGGUUUUCUUAUUUCCUCUGUAGUAUUUAAGGCUUUGUGUUGAUUUAAGUUAUCUUUGUAAAGGAUUUCUUCUACCGAUCCUCAACAAACAUCUUCGAGCAGUUGUCUUCGUGAGCUGUUGGUUCUAAAUCGGCAGUGUGAUAUAAUUGGCUGUUUUCUUUGCUUAAGUAAAUUUAGUUACAGAGAA
Molecule: messenger RNA, 1985 nt
Organism: Macrobrachium nipponense
Lineage: Eukaryota; Metazoa; Arthropoda; Malacostraca; Decapoda; Palaemonidae
Product: arrestin homolog
Exons: 7
Coding region: 114-1256 (380 amino acids)
Biological process (GO): signal transduction; G protein-coupled receptor internalization
Cellular component (GO): cytoplasm
Molecular function (GO): G protein-coupled receptor binding
Source: RefSeq, a predicted model, not a curated record